GAUCUCAAAAUAUUCACUUUCAGCGAGUCAGCAAAAUCUUCACUCACUUCGACGUCUACUUUUAAUUCAUAUUAUUGUUUAUUAAUAUUAUCCAUUCUAACUGUUUAAUGGAUUAAUGGAUAAAUUACAAUUAGGAGAAUAUUUUAGAGAUACUUUGGUUGAUUGGUUUAUGGGUAAAGGUCGACGCAAAGAAAAAGAUGCCACCUGUUCACCACCAUCUCAAGAAUCUAAACGAUACCUCCAACAUGAGCUUCUUGAAUGUUGUACACCGGAGUACAGAUUAAGAGACAUUAUCCAACUACCUGAUGGUAUUAAUUACAAUGAAUGGUUGGCCUCACACUGUUUAGCAUUCUUUGAUCAUAUAAAUCUCAUUUAUGGAACCAUUUCAGAGUUUUGUAAUACUUCAGGAUGUCCUGAUAUGAUAGGACCUAAUAAUAGGUUGUACUUAUGGGUUGAUGAGAAAGGUAAACGUUGUAAAUUACCUGCUCCACAAUAUAUUGACUAUGUUAUGACAUACACACAACGGACGGUUAAUGACGAAUCAAUAUUUCCAACUAAAUUCGAUAAAGAAUUCCCGAGUUCCUUUGAGUCAAUUGUUAAGAAGAUUAUGUUACUUCUUUUUCGCGUAUUGGCUCAUAUUUACCAUUCACAUUUCAAAGAGAUUGAACUUUUGAAUCUCCAUCCGCAGACAAAUUGCAUAUUCUCUCAUUUUAUGCUUUUUAAUGAUCAAUUUACGAUGAUCGAUGAGAAAGAAACUGAAGUUCUUGCUGACCUGGCGGUUUCAUUGAAGCUCUUCCCACCAAAGCCUGAUGAUGAUGACCACACUAAGCCUGAUGACCCAAACCAAAAUCCAACGACCUCCAUGUCACCCAGUCUUAAACCGACAAAUUCAACCUCAACCUCUACAACAACAACAACAACAACAACAACAACAACAACAACGACGACGUCGACGACAACAUCAUCAACAUCAACAACAACAUCUACAACGUCAACGUCAACCCAACAAACAACAACAAUUGUAAAUGAUGAUGUUAAUUGUAGCAGUAGAAUGAUGCCUUCAACACCCAUUGAAUCUGAUACUAUGGGUGAAGAUUCAAAUUUAAUUGAUGAUCAACAGUCAAAUGAUGAAAAUCUUUCCACUAAUCAGUGUCGGAGUAUUAGUCCUUUUAUAAAUAAUAGCAAUAGCUUUAUUGAGAAUAUGGCUGUUGAUGAUGAUCCACCUGAAAACUGUCCCAUGGAUGCAAAAUUCUUAAUCACCAUUUAAUUGCCUCAACAAGAAGAUAAAAAAGAAAUCAACAAUUUAAGUUAAUCAGUAUAUAAAUAUAAAUAUAUAUAUAUAUGUGAAGAGAUAAAGAAAAUCAAUGUUAUAAGAAAACAAAAAGGUGUAUAAGAUUGAGAAAACAAGACAACAAGAAAAAAAGAUGAUACAAAAAUUCGAAGUCAAUAUAAUGUAAAUAAUUUCUAUGUUUAAAUCUAAUUGUUAAUUUUAGAAGAAAAAAAAAGUUAUCAUCAUCUUCCUUCAUCAUAUCUCUCGCAUCAAUUUAUCUUCUUCAACACCAAAACUUUCAAUUGUUUGUGUUUAAAAUGAAUGUUGAUCAACAAUCAGCUGAAAAUCAACAACAAUUUUGAUGAUUUAAGAUCAUUAAUGUUUUUCCUUUUGUUUUUCUAGUAAAUUAUUUCAAUAUAAUCACAAAGAAUCACAAUUAAGACCAAAAUUAUCAAUUAUAAUUUUGUUGAUUGUUGAUUUGAAAUCAAUCAACUUGCGAUCAACUUGA
Messenger RNA from Panonychus citri (citrus red mite), 1778 nucleotides. RefSeq names its product MOB kinase activator 2-like. The coding region runs from base 116 to 1267 and encodes 383 amino acids. Gene Ontology annotation, biological process: signal transduction; positive regulation of protein phosphorylation. Lineage: Eukaryota; Metazoa; Arthropoda; Arachnida; Trombidiformes; Tetranychidae. The record is from RefSeq and is a predicted model, not a curated record. Gene Ontology annotation, molecular function: protein kinase activator activity. The transcript has 5 exons. Gene Ontology annotation, cellular component: cytoplasm; nucleus.